Molecule: messenger RNA, 2382 nt
Organism: Ceutorhynchus assimilis (cabbage seed weevil)
Lineage: Eukaryota; Metazoa; Arthropoda; Insecta; Coleoptera; Curculionidae
Source: the annotation of a GenBank genome assembly
GUCGAGACAGAACAUGAUACAUCAUAACCUCACAAUUAUUCUAUCUUUAGAUUUUCAGCUUGAACUUUUUUUUCAAAAACUAAAACUGUUUCAAAACAAAUUUUUCACAUGAAUUUUUGAAUUAGUAUAUCAAAUUUUACCAAAAAUGAAUAUCGCCCGUUUAAAUCGGAACCUGACAUCUCGUAUUUUAACAAAAUCAAGAAGUUUGGCGACAACCGCAGUAACAGCACCUCAACAAGAAGAUGAUGAAUACAGUGCCACCCCGCAAUACCCACCAAUUUUGGAUCUUUCAGUAGAGAAAAAACUCGAAAGAAAACGAGCUACAAAAUCUGAUGAAAUUAGAAAUGCUAAAACCGUCGAGGAAAAGCAACUUAAAAUUAAUAUGCCUAGAUACUACGGUUUUAAAAGUUUCAUGUUCAUUGAAGAACGUAUCCCUUAUAACAGUUUAUCACUGGCUCAACAUGUAACAAGAACACAUUUAAUUAAAACUAAAGAUUUACCAGAGUAUUACCAAAACAUUAAUGUAGAAGAUUUAGAAAUCAUAUCAAAAGAUGUCCAGGAAACAUUAUUAAUGGAAAUUGAUGGAAUUCAAAGACAACAUCAUCUGAAAAAUGCAGAUUUCACCGAUGUCCAAAAAGAAAACUAUUUGGGUUCUAGCAUUGUGAAAAGCAUUAACAGAGCUUUGAAUAAUGUUCUGGUUCAUAAAUAUCCCCAUAUUAAAAGUGAACUUUUUGCAGACCAGGAGAAACUAAAAGGAUUAAGAGGCACUGGCUAUAGUAUCUCCAACGACCUGUGUGAGGAGGACAGAAAGGAGCUAAAUAAACUUAGAGAAUACUUGAAAAAAGCUAGAGAAGAAAACAAGCAGGCCAAAAUUAAGGGAUUAAAGCUGGAAAUCGAAGGAAAAAUUUAUACAUCUAAGGAGCUCAAAGAAUUAUAUUCAGAACCGGAAAGCAGUGAAGACAGUUCCUCUGAAUCAUCAGGACAGGAAGAAGAGGUCGAAGAAAUUCGUAGAGGAUUAUCAGAAGCCGAAGAAGAUUUUGGUGGUAUGGAUCCAGACGAAAGCAUUAAAAAAAUGAGAGGAGGACACGAGUUUCUGAAACAAUUCAAAAAUGAUCCAGUGGAUAAAACAUUUUCCUAUGUAGGAUCUCCAAGUUUAACAAUAAGAGCUGAAUUACCGUUGCCCUAUGUAUUGUCGCCUUCAGAAGCCGACAAUCCAUCAUUAGAUGUGCCAUUUUUUGAAUAUGAUCCUAGAGUUUUGGGUAUGGGGGUGGAGUAUAGGCAUGCAGCAAACAUACCUGGAUUUUGGCCAGGCGACUCUCAUACAUUUGGCCUAACUUCGUACCUUAAAACUGGCCACUUGUUAGAAAGGGUUAAACAUUUUCCAGACGAAAAUGAUACCAAGGAAGCAUCGCAUCAUCAAGCUAUAAUGUCUUCAUAUGCGUGGCUCCAUUCGCAAGCUAAUCAUUUAGGUUUUACAACUUUCAAUGACAUAACAUACCCAAUGGUUACUCAAACUGUGCUUACAAAUGGAAAGAACUUCCAAUUUUACAUUUAUCAGCUGAACACUAUUUUGUUACACUCAAAAAAUACCACAGAAAAUCCCAAAAGAAAUAUAUGCUGGGCUAGUGAUGAAUACAAAUUGUAUGAAGGUAUACAAGAAGGAAAACUAAUUGGAUUCAAUGAAGAAGUUUUGAAAAAUUUAGUUAAACUGUAUAGUAAUGCACCUAGUGAACGAUUGGGGGUUAAUUUGAGACCUUAUUUGAGUCAGGAAGAGAAAUUAGCAGCCGAUUAUGAGGAUGAAGAUAAAAGAAGAUGGUUAGAAAAAGAAUACAAAUUCCUUACCUCCAAUCGCCCAAGACUGAAAGAAUUAGAUGAGGUUUAUGCCUGGGAAAAAAUAUACAAAGUUGAUCACAAGACCAGACUUAUGGACAAGAAAAGGCGAUUCUUCGAACUCUUCGAGAAGCCAUGGACACGAACAUUGGAUGCUCGAUUACCAGAAUAUAUUCCCAGAGCGUUACGUCCAGAUUUACCUAGACAUAAGGGAAGGAGGGCUAAAGAAUAUUGGCCUUAGAAUGUGUGCAGUUUGUAAAAAAUAAUUUUAUUAAUAAACAAGAAUAAAAAAACAGAAUUACAUAAAAUUAAACAUUUUUUCAAAAUAGAACAAUACUUAGUAAAGGCACUAGCCUUGAUCCUAAGUUUAUUAAAAGAGUAAAGCUCAUGCGGUUAAUAUUAUUGAAGCUACAAUUACAAUUAAAUACUUAGCACAGGGUUUGUAGAAUUUUUUGUAAAUUGGCAAAAUCUAAUUCUAAAUUGACAAUUCCUGGUUUUUCUUCACUACUCAACUGAGAUUUUGGAAUCUUAACAAAACCAAUAUUCACUGAU